AUGACUUUCUUCUCUCAAACAGUUGCACAGAGAACAUCAUCCGGCCAAAGACAGAGUGUGGAAGAAGGAAACUACGUUGGUCACGUUUACACCAGAUCUGAAGGAAUCAGUGGAGUUUUGAUCACGGACAAGCAAUAUCCUGUGAGACCCGCCUAUACAUUGCUGAAUAAGGUUUUAGAGGAGUACAUAUCUUUACAUCCACCAUCCCAGUGGAACACAGCCACACAAUCUGGUCCUUCCCUGCAAUUCGAUGAGCUGGAGAACUACAUCAAGAAGUACCAAGACCCAGCUCAGGCAGACUCUAUCAUGAAAGUCCAACAAGAACUGGAUGAAACCAAAAUUGUGCUGCAAAAGAGUAUUGAGGGUGUUCUAGAGAGGGGCGAGAGAUUAGACACCUUGGUCGAGAAGUCCGAGGUGCUGAGCGCAAGUUCAAGAACCUUCUACAAGCAAGCAAAAAAGACAAAUUCUUGCUGUAUCAUAAUGUAA
Molecule: messenger RNA, 486 nt
Organism: Kuraishia capsulata CBS 1993
Lineage: Eukaryota; Fungi; Ascomycota; Pichiomycetes; Pichiales; Pichiaceae
Exons: 2
Coding region: 1-486 (161 amino acids)
Biological process (GO): endoplasmic reticulum to Golgi vesicle-mediated transport
Cellular component (GO): Golgi apparatus; membrane
Molecular function (GO): SNAP receptor activity
Source: RefSeq, a predicted model, not a curated record